GACAGUCCGUGGUCGGCAAAGACUCCCAACUUUAAGGACGACACCUCCGCCCGGAAGGGUUUCGCAGCCAGUGUAGAUUCCCGGACACUGAGAGGCUAAGCUCACGCCUUCGACGAAGACACAUUUUCCUGACUUACUAGUCCCCAUAUUCACAGCUUCAGAGCUGCUUAAGAAAAGCAACAGGGGACCUUGGAGGGACCCAGCGGAGCGUGCUUGAGGUCAUACCACGCUCCCGAACACAGCAUUGUUCAAAACACGGGAAACAAUCUUCGUCACAACAUGUCACAGACCGCAGGAUCUAUCAACCCUGGGGAGCUCUUCUCCGUUAAGGGUCUCGUGGCCCUCGUCACAGGGGGCGGCACCGGGAUCGGGCUCAUGAUCGCCCAUGCCCUCGCCGACGCCGGCGCAGAGCGAGUAUACAUCGCGGGCCGGCGCAUGGACGUGCUGCAGGAGGCGGCGGCGGCGGCGGCGUCGGCCAACCGCGCGGGGGUGAUCGUGCCGCUGUGCUGCGACAUCACGUCCAAGGCCAGCCUCGAGGGCGCCGUGGCCACCGUCGAGCGCGACAGCGGCUACCUCCACCUGGUGGUGUGCAACGCGGGCAUCGCGGGGCCGCAGGUGCGGCCGCCCGUGGCGGGCGAGACGAGCCUGGAGGAAUGGCGCCAGCGGCAGAUGGAGGACGUCGAGGGGUUUACGGACACGUUCCGCGUCAAUAGCUCGUCCGUGUGGUUUACCGCCAUGGCGUUCCUGAAGCUGCUGGACGAAGGGAACAGGAAGCCGUUCGACCAGCAGGUGAGCAGCCAGGUCGUGGUCGUCAGCUCGAUCGCCGGGUUUAAUAAGCAUGCCACGGGCGGGUAUGCGUACGGCCCGAGCAAGGCGGCCGCGACGCAUAUUGCGAAGAUGCUGAGCAACGUGCUGCCGACGUGGGGGAUCCGGGCGAACUGUAUCUGCCCUGGGCUAUUCCCGAGCGAGAUGGCGGCACCUAUCGUUCGACGGGCCACAGGCGGCGGGGAAUUGGGGGACGCGGACGACAGCACGGUCACCCUGGACACGAGCGUCGUCCCUCUGGGCCGCAUGGGCGAUAACAAGGACAUGGCGGGCCAGAUUCUCUAUCUUACCUCACGGGCUGGUGCCUAUCUGAACGGAAACACCAUUGUCGUGGACGGUGGCCGGCUAGGGACCUUCCCCAGCGCGGGAUAUUGAUGGAGGGAUACGCAUCGCCGAGGAGUGCAGCUGAGAUUGGGGCCUGCUCACCUUGUCUUGACUCGUUAUCCACCAGGUAACCUGGAGGCGAGCAUAUUCGAUUCAUGUACAUAGAAGUACUAAUAUACAUACUCACCACGCCCGCCAAAUGCUUCCGUACAAGACAGGUAGCA
Messenger RNA from Chaetomium strumarium, 1373 nucleotides. RefSeq lists its product as uncharacterized. Bases 280 to 1200 code for a protein of 306 amino acids. The record is from RefSeq and is a predicted model, not a curated record. NCBI's taxonomy places the organism in Eukaryota, Fungi, Ascomycota, Sordariomycetes, Sordariales, Chaetomiaceae. The transcript has 4 exons.